AUGGAACCUCUUAUUAUUGAUGUUCGCGAGAAUGCCUCUGGCAACUCCAGUCCUUCCAAUACUGUCGUUGAUGCUAUCAUCGAGGGCCUGUCUAAACCCUCUGGAUCGCGGUCGCUCCCAACGCUCCUUCUGUACAAUGAGCGUGGAUUGAGACUUUACGACGACAUUACUACCAAAGCUCCCGAAUACUAUCUCUUUAGCUGCGAAGAGCAGAUAUUAUCAGAUCAUGGCGACGACAUUGUACGUACAAUGGGUGCCGCUCGACGUGGUGAGGAGGUAGUUAUUGAGCUUGGUGCGGGGGCUCUACGCAAGACUUCGCACUUCCUCCUUGCACUUGCAAGAGCGGCAAAGACUGUUGGUCCUGGAGAGAAACCCGAAGUCUCGUAUUAUGCGCUCGAUCUCGAGCGCCCCGAACUUGUUCGAACCCUUCGUGAACUUUCUGCGAGUAUUGGUAACGAGCUCGCUGGCCGCGUCUCGUUCGGCGGGAUGUGGGGUACCUAUGAUGGCGGAGUUGCCUUCGUCAAACGCGGCGGGCUCCAAGAGCUGCAACUCAAUCAAGGAGUCUCAAGCAAACUGGAUGACCUCGAAACUGAGCGUGGCAGGCCCACCGAUCGCAUUCCAGUCGUACGCACAGCGCAACCUACCCCUACACCAAGUGAAUCAAACAGUGCCUCUCCUCCGCAUGAUGAUACUUUGGCAGCCCCAGUUGUACCCACCAUAUCUGGAAGCGCGGCACAAACACCUAAUCGCUCUGCUUUACCUACUCCUCCCUCAUCCCUGCCAUCUCCAGCCGAGAAGUCUACCUCGAUCCCGAUUCAGUUGUUGUUCCUAGGAUCCUCGAUUGGCAACUUCACUCCGGGUGGGGCCGUCGACUUUCUACGUGCUUUGCCCCUCCGUGCUGGUUCAGGUGAUACAUUGCUGCUGGGGCUUGAUCAAAAGAAUGAUGGCAAUCUCGUCCAACGUGCCUACGACGAUCCUCAGGGGUAUACUCGAGCGUUUGCUCUGAACGGAAUUCAGCAUGCUGAGGAGAUUACUGGGGGGUUGAUCGAUAGUAGCAAGUGGAGUUACGUCGAAAAAUACAAUGAAGCGCUCGGGCGCCACGAGGGAUAUUACAAGUCUAACGUAAAGCAGACUAUCAAGUUUGCAACAAGCGCUGGGCAUUCACAGGACAACGCUAUCGAGCUAGACGAAGGAGAGUUAGUAAAUUUUGAAUAUAGCUAUAAGUAUUCAGAAACAGAUGCAUUGGCUCUUUUUGCCGCCGCAAAUCUUCGUGUUGUACGCCGCUGGCAGGACAAGAAGCGUCUUUACUCUCUUUGGCUACUCGAGAGAGCAUCAUUUACGUUCUCGGUACCGGUUUCGUCACAGCCUCUGGCAGCUGUAGUCAACUCCGACGAUAGCGGGAUUGUAAACAAGUCUUCAAGCUUGUUCCCUUCUAUCCCAACGCGUAAUGAAUGGACCAAUUCAUGGAAGGUUGUCCGUCGGCUUACGGGGGCAUGGGACGCAAUUACUAUCGGAAUGAUUCCCCCAGAAAUGUUACACCAAAAACCGAUUGACCUACGCCACAAGUGUUUGUUUUACCUUGGCCAUAUUCCCGCAUUCUUGGAUAUUCACUUGUCGCGGCUACUAGACGAGAAGCACACAGAGCCCGAAUACUUCAAAAACAUAUUCGAGCGGGGUAUCGAUCCUCAUGUCGAUGAUCCUACACAAAUCCACGUGCCCCACUCUGAAGUUCCUGUCAAGGAUGAAGAUUGGCCAUCGCUUAAAGAAAUCCUAUCAUUUCGCGAUCAGGUCCGUGCAAGGCUGAUACAGCUAUAUGACGAUUUCGAAUCGGGGAAAAGGACCCUCACGCGAACAAUUGGCCGAGUGCUCUGGAUGACAUUUGAGCAUGAGACUCUACACGCGGAGACUCUACUCUAUAUGCUACUCCAACGAGCUGGCUCGGGCACCAUCCCCCCUGCAACGAUAGUUCCUGAUUGGAAAACGCUUGCUAAAGGUUGGGACGCGGAGGUUCGGGCAACCUCAAACGCCCCAACUACCUUGCGAGUUGGACCUGCAGACGUUACAGUAGGUCACGACGAUUUUGAAUCCGAAGACGCAACGGCGCCCGAAGGAUGGCAAUCGUCCUACGAGUUCGGUUGGGACAACGAACAUCCUAAACGUACCGUUUCUAUUAGUGGAGUGGACAUUUCCAACAGACCCAUUACAAACGGUGACUAUCUUGCUUUCUUAUCGAAAGAAUCUCGGUUGGGAGAACAGGACCUUCCUGCAAGCUGGGUUCUUGUGGAGGGUGAAAUCUGUGUGCGAACUUUAUAUGGUCCCGUUGAGUUCGAUACAGCUCGACAUUGGCCCCUAGCCGCGUCUUAUGACGAGAUAGCGGCUUAUGCGCGCGCUCAAGGCGGCCGCCUACCCAGCGAAGCAGAGCUAUUGGCGUUUAGGGACCAGUAUGAUGGAACCAGCGCAGGCAAGGGCAACUUUGCAUACCGAAAUUGGCAUUACAUCCCCCCUCGUCCAUCCACCCAUGAAGAACGCGGACAUAACGGCGGAGUUUGGGAAUGGACCAGCACUUUAAUGCAUGCACAUGAAGGAUACGUCCCAUCCAUAAGGUAUCCAGGGUAUUCGUCAGAUUUCCAUGAUGAGAAACAUCAUAUUGUGCUGGGCGGCUCAAUAAGGAUCCCCGGCUCGUUACGUCUUAGGAUACUCCAAGAUUCUCGACUAUCAGCCAUUUCUCUUCCCCCACGACCUUCUUUCAGCAAACAUAGAAAAUUACAUCCUAGCUCUUCUCGUGUCUCCUAUGCAGCCACCGCGUUUACUCGCGAACGUGCCCUUCGCUCGUAUUCUCGGUAUGAAUCCUUAGCUCGCGGCGAGUUAUCCUCCAAACGUCGGGGGCUGAAUGACUUGCGAGGACGACAUGCUCGUAUAGCGAACGAAGUGGGCUAUAAUAGAAAACUAGAUCGGUUCCUUGAAGCAAUAUCAAUGAACAGUUUAAUUACAAGCAAAAUAGUUGGGUGGUCUAUACUUCAAAAGAGCCCCCUUCCUUCGGGUGUGGAAGUCCUUGGCGCAUAUGGUGGCAAUCGUUGGUCUGGCGAUGGUCCGACCGACCUUUCUCGUGUGGUCGAAGCUUUGAAACAUUGUGUUCGCGACUGGAGCUCUGAUGCGUAUGAAGAGCGCGCUCGGGUUUUCACUCCUAUUCUAAACAUUUUGCGUCAAGUUCCCAUCCAUCGACGAAGUGAUACGAAGGUCCUAGUCCCUGGUGCGGGUUUAUGUCGGCUUGCAUGGGAAAUAGCACGUAUGGGAUUUGACGUAACUGCCGAUGAAGUAUCUUCAUAUAUGACGCUGCCCUUCCGAAUGAUGCUAGACGAAACUGCUACCCCGGCCGAAAAUUAUCAUACUGUCUGCCCUCAUUACAGCUGGUUCUCGCAUACUCGUUCCAACGACAGUUUAUUUCAGUCGGCAUCGUUUCCAGAUACUCUUCCUCGUAUCGACAAGGAAAAUGUACUGGUUGAUUGUUGGUCCUCUGAUAAUACUACGCAUAAAUCCUCUGGCGAGCUUUAUACUCCUGGUGGAAAGUUCGAAUUAAUCGAAUCAGACUUCUUGUCACUCUCACCUCCGGAUAGGUCCGGAGCGGCUGAUGAUGCCUCAACCCAGGAUUUCUUGCAGUCUGGCUCCCUUGCUGUUGUCCCAGCCCAACCUCGCGAUCGUGGAUAUGACUUUAUAGUAACUUUAUUUUUUAUCGACACCGCUACCAAUGUUUUGGCAUAUUUAGACCAAAUACAUGCGCUCCUUCGGAGCAACUAUGGCUGGGCUGGGACGGCUUCAGACAUGGACCCCUCUUUUACUGGCACUUGGGUCAAUCUUGGCCCACUUCUUUGGCCUCCUGGCGCAUCUAUUGAACCAAGCCUAGAGGAAGUACUAGCAUUGUCUGAGAGAGUUGGGCUUAGUAUCGUAGGUGAAGACUGCUCGGCUGAGUCGUCGAAUAGACCAAUGAAUCCUAUUGAAAGUCGACGGACAUUGGAGUGCCAAUACACUGCCAAUCGCGCUGGAAUGAUGAAGUGGAUGUACCAGGCAGAGUUUUGGGUCGCGAAGCGUCGAGAUGACUAA
This is a messenger RNA of Rhizoctonia solani, 4098 nucleotides long. RefSeq names its product meiotically up-regulated protein. Lineage: Eukaryota; Fungi; Basidiomycota; Agaricomycetes; Cantharellales; Ceratobasidiaceae. Gene Ontology annotation, molecular function: S-adenosylmethionine-dependent methyltransferase activity. The transcript is spliced from 14 exons. The coding region runs from base 1 to 4098 and encodes 1365 amino acids. The record is from RefSeq and is a predicted model, not a curated record.